AUGAAACUAUACAGUUCGUCCUCGACAAAGCAUAUAACUGAAAUAUUAAUUGAUCCAGCUCUAGAAGACGAUUCAAUAUGGAGCAAGGAGGCUUCAGAUAACUUUUACUAUGACAGUUUUUCUAAUGUGAAACCCGUUGUAACCCAAGCCAAGGAGCUGCGAUUAUGCCGCGACGAUUUCGAGCUCUUGAAGGUGAUCGGAAAAGGAGCCUUUGGUGAAGUGGCCGUUGUAAGAAUGCGAGGUGUUGGAGAGAUCUACGCCAUGAAGAUUCUAAACAAAUGGGAGAUGCUCAAGCGGGCAGAAACGGCAUGUUUUCGCGAGGAAAGGGAUGUGCUUGUGUAUGGCGAUCGUCGUUGGAUAACCAGCCUGCACUUUGCGUUUCAAGACGAGAAAAAUCUAUAUUUCGUCAUGGACUACUACGUUGGCGGAGAUAUGCUAACACUUUUGUCGAAAUUCGAAGAUCGCAUUCCUGAGACCAUGGCACGGUUUUACAUUGCCGAAAUGGUGCUAGCGAUUGAUUCCAUACACAAUUUGGGUUAUGUCCACCGGUAUGAAAUGCUUUAUGGUAAUACUCCUUUUUACUCCGAGCGACUGAUCGACACGUAUGGGAAGAUUAUGAGUCAUCAGGAUAUGCUCGACUUUCCAGAUGAGGAUGUUGAUUGGACAAUUUCAGAAGAAGCAAAGGAUCUAAUACGACGGUUGAUUUGUCCAAGAGAGGUCCGAUUGGGUAAGGGUGGUUUUGCUGAUUUUCGUGACCAUCCAUUUUUCGCCGGUGUGGACUGGGCGACUAUACGAGACUCCGAUCCACCAUACCACCCAGAAGUUUCAAGUCCAACGGACACGUCCAACUUUGAUGUGGACAUUUGUGAAGACGACUUUACGCCUUGCGAAACUCAACCACCUCGGGUUACUGCCGCGUUUACGGGUCAUCAUCUUCCUUUUAUUGGCUUUACCUAUACACACGGAAGUUUACUGUCUGAUGCGAAAUCGCUGGGUGAGUGCUUGUCACGCGACAACUCGGGCGUAGGCGAAUCGCAGACGGCUGGAGCUGAAUCCUACGAGAAGCGAUUAAGAGAGCUGGAAGUUGAGAAGCAUGAACUGGCAAGGAAGUGUCAGGAAGCCAAUCAGCUUGUGCAAUCUUUUGCCGGAGAGUCCAGAUCAGAUGAGGAGAAGAACUAUGAACAGACAAUAGCUCAGCUCCGAGACGAGAUUCAGGCAAGAUCUGUUAUACUAAAGACCCGACUCGCUGAUGAAGCGGCGUCGAAAGAACGUGCUGCUACUGCGAAAGAACCUGACGUUGAAGAUUUGGAGAAGAAAGUUCGCGAGUUGAAAGAAAAGAAUCGGCAGCUGAUUUUAGAGAAGACAGAGCUGCAGAGGGAGCUUGAAGAGGGUGCAGAGAAGUUGACGAUACAAACAAAAGAAUGGAAAGAAGCCAUCAAACAUCGUGAAUCAGCAAAGGCCGACUUCGAAGAGGUGGUCUUAAUAAUGAGCUCUUUGGAUGAGCGCAGUAAAGCUCGCCGUCUGGAGAAAGAAGCCGCUGAAGCUGAAACCCGAAUGGCUCAACUGCAGUCCAGGGUGGACACCUUAAAAUCGGAUCUUCGAAAAGCAGAAAGUGCCCGGCAAAACCUGGAUAUGGAGCUAGAGAAAGUUAAACAGGCUGCGGAGUCUGAACGAUUGCUCAAGGAAGGCUUACAGGCUAAGCUGGCAGCAUUUGGUGAUGAAACUCCUGGUGAGGAAGCGAAACGUUUGGGCGAAGAAUUGGUGCGAUUGAAUGAGCGUCAUACGGAAAUUGUUGCACAAGAGGACAAAAAGAGAAAGCAACUAGUUGAGCAUUAUCAA
Molecule: messenger RNA, 1839 nt
Organism: Cooperia oncophora
Lineage: Eukaryota; Metazoa; Nematoda; Chromadorea; Rhabditida; Trichostrongylidae
Source: the annotation of a GenBank genome assembly